Molecule: messenger RNA, 2103 nt
Organism: Hirsutella rhossiliensis
Lineage: Eukaryota; Fungi; Ascomycota; Sordariomycetes; Hypocreales; Ophiocordycipitaceae
Exons: 4
Coding region: 1-2103 (700 amino acids)
Biological process (GO): intra-Golgi vesicle-mediated transport
Cellular component (GO): Golgi membrane
Source: RefSeq, a predicted model, not a curated record
AUGGCCGAAGCCACGGACCCAUCGGCGACGGCGGCAGCUCCCGCCGCACCACCCAACCCAGGCACCAACCGGGAAGGGGACAACAAGUUCCAACAUGCCAUUUCGGCAUGGAGAAACGUCGACCUCACCACUCUGACGGCAAGCCUCGACAACACAGCCUCGGAGAUUGUCGCCUACCAGCGAGACUCGACCGUCCAGCGCAAGGAUUUGGCGCAGAAGACAAAGGACUUUAGAAAACUCGAGGACCCAUCCAAGCUGUCCGAGAUCAAGGGCCUGCUGAAAGCAUACCAAACAUUCAUCGACCUCCUCACCACCCACUCCAAGUCCGUCAACUCUGCCUUUCUACAGGCCUAUACUUCGAUAUCCGAUGUCCCGGAUCCGUAUCCCCUGCUCGAGGCCGCCGUCGACUCCAUGCUUGUGUCCGAGGACACGCUGCCCAAGCUUAUUGAGGAGAACCAGCGCCUGCAAGGAAGCGUGUCGAACCUGACUUCUCAGCUCGACGAAGCAGAUUCCAAGCUCCAGACCGAGCGAGCAGCGCGCAAGGACCUCGAGGACACUCUCGAGACCCGAGUCAAGGAAGUAGAAUCGUCAUGGACGGCCGUGUUGGAUGAGAAGCGGGAUAACUGGGAAGCCAAAGAGAGGAGCUUGGAAGAAAAGGUGGAAAAUCAAGAGCGCCUGCUGAAUGAGAUGCGCGCCAGCUAUGAGGUGAGCCAGCGACUCGGCAAGCACGGCGAUGACCAAGAUGCGCAGCGCGGCAACGCCUCGACCGCAGAGCUCGAGAUGCUCCACUCGGAGCUUGAGCGAACGAGCUCCAGACUCGCCGAGAUCGAGGCACGAAACGAGCAGAUGAGGCUGGAGCUGGCCCAAGCCAAAUCGACCCUCUCGUCCCAGCCCGAAAAGUCGCUCGAGGAUGACCCCAACUUUAUGCGGAUGCGAUCGGAAAAUUCGUCCCUGAUUCGGAAGCUCGAAACUGCUAGGAUGGAGAAGGAGAGCACUAGGCGAGACCUGGACGCGCGGUUGCGGUUGAUGGAGCGGGAAAUAGCGUUGCUCAAGGACGAGAGAGAGUCGCUCAAGGUCAAGGUGCAACGAUGGAACGACUACGACGACAUUAAGCAGGAGCUCGAGGUCCUCAAGAGCAUCGAGUUCUCUACUGGGGAUGACGAGAUUGGCGACAAGGCCGAGGGUGGCGCAGGCGCAGGCGAGACGCUGGAAAAGCUCUUGCUGUCACGAAACAAAAAGCUCGGCGACGAGCUCACGAUACUCCGCUUGUCUCAUCAAGACCUUCAGACGAGGCUCGAGGAUAUCCAAGAAGAGCUCUCGAGGACGAAUGCGGAGCUGGAGAAAUCACAGAACCUCAACGAGAAGCUCGAAAGCGACCUAGAGAACAUGCAGGCAGAAGGGGCCAACGUCUUCCCAUCUGGGGCAUCAGUCGCCGGCACCUACGUCACUCGCGCGCCGACUCGAAAGGGCAAGUCCUCGCCCACGUCGUCCAUCAUCAGCGGCAUAGAUCCGCGGAUGGGACAGGGUGAUCGGGAGCCCGUGGGGGGCGGCUCCGGCAUCCUGCCCAUGGUCACGGCCCAGCGCGACCGGUUCAAGAAGAAGAACGCGCAGCUGGAGCAUGAGCUUUCGGAGACGCACCGGACGGCGCAGCAGCUGCGCCAGGAGGUCGCAGCUUUGCAAAAAGAUAACCUGAACCUGUACGAGAAGACAAGAUACGUGUCGACGUAUAGCCGAGGGGGGGCGACGGCGUCAUCCUCAUCAGCGUACCGCCAGGCCUACGAAUCCAACAUAUCACCCUUUGCGGCCUUCAGGGGCAGGGAGUCGGCGAGGGCAUAUCGACGAAUGAGCUUUCCCGAGAGGGUAGUCUACUCCAUCACGCGCAUGGUCCUGGCGUCUCGGACGAGCAGAAAUUUGUUCGCGGCGUACUGCGUGGCGCUGCACGUCGUUGUAUUCUUCUCGCUGUACUGGCUCGGAAGCGCAGACUUUGAGAAACACGCCAGCAACUUUGGGUCGGCGGCGGCGGCGGCAGGCCAAGGCGGCUCGUUGACGAAUGGAGGCACAGACCACGGACGCUGGAAAGAAGAUGGCUUCAGAGAGGGCUGA